GUAUCUCUCUCUUUUUCUCUCCACAUAUGUACACGUGCAUAUACAUAUAUUAUACAAUCGUGUAUCACAUAUUCUCUGAGUAUUCAGGUGCCAAACUGGGAAACACUUUUGAAAACCAUGGGAGAAACAGGAGGAGAUGAUCACCAGACCCCUCUAUUGCAUCCAGGGGAAUCCUCACCUGAUGAAGCAGUCCAAACACCACCCCUCACUCUCAAGAGAACUGGGAAUCUAUGGACGGCAGUGGCACAUAUAAUAACGGGAGUGAUAGGUUCAGGGGUACUGUCAUUGGCUUGGAGUAUGGCUCAGCUAGGGUGGAUUGCAGGUCCAUUGUCCAUGCUGUUCUUUGCAUUCAUCACCCUUGUUUCUACGUUCCUUCUUUGCAACUGCUACAGAUCACCUGACCCUGAGUAUGGUCCCACCAGACAUCGAUCAUACGUGGAUGCUGUUGACUUUAGUUUAGGAAAAAGAAGUGCUUGGGUGUGUGGACUUGUUAUACAAAUAAGCUUGUACGGAAUCGGAAUUGCAUAUGUCAUUACUUCUGCAACCAGCAUGAGAGCGAUACAGAAAUCAAACUGUUACCACCAGUACGGACAUGAUGCUGCUUGUGAAUAUGGAGAUACUUUUUAUAUGCUACUAUUUGGAGCUGUCCAAAUUGUAAUGUCUCAGAUACCUGGUUUUCAUGAUAUGGAUUGGCUCUCGAUUGUAGCUGCAAUCAUGUCUUUCACUUAUUCUUUCAUUGGAUUUGGACUGGGCGUUGCAAAAGUGAUUGAAAACGGAGUAAUUAUGGGAAACGUUGGAGGAAUCUCAACUUCUACUACAAUUGAAAAAGUCUGGUUGGUUUCUCAAGCUCUUGGGGACAUUGCUUUUGCCUAUCCAUAUGCCAUAAUUCUCAUUGAGAUACAAGAUACUUUGAAGUCGCCCCCUCCAGAAAACGAGACCAUGAAGAAGGGCUCAACUAUUGCAAUAUGUAUUACCACCUUCUUCUACCUCUGCUGUGGAGGAUUUGGUUAUGCAGCCUUUGGUGAUUCUACUCCUGGGAAUCUUUUGACGGGAUUCGGAUUCUACGAACCAUAUUGGCUUAUUGAUUUUGCCAACGCUUGCAUUGUUCUUCAUUUAGUUGGAGGAUACCAGGUUUACAGUCAGCCACUUUUCGCACUUGUGGAUAAAUGGUUUGCCGAGAAGUACCCCAACAGUGAAUUUGUGAAUAGAGAGUACACUUUGAAACUACCAUUGUUACCGAGCCUCAGAUUAAAUCUUCUCAGGCUGUGUUUUCGAACGGCGUACGUUGCGUCAGCAACCGGAAUUGCAAUGAUCUUCCCUUACUUCAACGAUGUUUUGGGAGUGUUGGGAGCAAUCAACUUUUGGCCAUUGUCUAUUUAUUUUCCUGUGGAAAUGUACUUUAUCCAGAAGAACAUUGGAUCCUGGACAACAAAGUGGAUUGUUCUUCAAGUUUUUAGCAUUUUUUGCUUGCUUGUGACAAUGUUUGCCUUGGUUGGAUCAUUUGAAGGGCUAAUAACUGCAAAGUUGAGCUAGGAAAUACUGCUACUUAUAUCCAAAUGACAAGGGGGUUACUAUAUACAUUGAUUUUUUUUUUUUUUUUUUAAACCAUAAACGAUUAUAUGCAGAAUCAGUUAUGAUGAUAAAGGUCUAGAUGUUUUUGUUUUUUUUCAUUACCGAGAAGUAGUUUUUUUUCAUUACCGAGAACCCUCAAAUUUUCAGGGAUUAUAAGGACCCUACCACUGUAUAUUAUAUAAAUGGAACUAUUUGAUUAA
Cornus florida is the source of this 1772-nucleotide messenger RNA. RefSeq names its product probable amino acid permease 7. The transcript is spliced from 7 exons. Gene Ontology annotation, cellular component: plasma membrane. Lineage: Eukaryota; Viridiplantae; Streptophyta; Magnoliopsida; Cornales; Cornaceae. The record is from RefSeq and is a predicted model, not a curated record. Bases 118 to 1533 code for a protein of 471 amino acids.